AUGUUUACAUACUCAAGUAGUUUAGAUGAGGAACUAAAAGUAGUUAAUAAUCUGAAGGAAAAGCGAUGGGGGAGUACUGCGCUCGAAUGUGCUUUCAGCAUUUCUCAACGUCCCCUCCCUUUUUCGUUAGGGUGCUUCUCCCGACAAUCGCGUCGCUCUCGCCGUACCCAACAAGAUGUACCGCCCUCCCCUUUCCGCACUCUUGUCCGGGCUCUGUCAUUCUCUCAGCAAGAUACAUUUUCUGGCUUUUUGGACGAGAUAGCUUUAUUAAAGAAAGGAAUCAUCACGAAAGACACUCCUAAACACACAUACCGAAGAGCAAGUGCUGAGAUAGUUAAAGAACCAAUCGAUGAGGAAAGGUCCGUUUACUAG
Messenger RNA from Haemonchus placei, 372 nucleotides. NCBI's taxonomy places the organism in Eukaryota, Metazoa, Nematoda, Chromadorea, Rhabditida, Trichostrongylidae. The record is from the annotation of a GenBank genome assembly.